AGAGAACACGUCUGAACCAAACUAGAAUGGUUGGCGACCGUCCUAUUUUGACAAAUGCGGGAAUGUAGUAAUAAGAUAAAGAUUGAUUAAGAAGUUUCAACUGCGUCUACACAGUUGAAGCCAACGCUUCAUUUCUUUUCAUUUUUUUAUUUUAAUUUUAUUUUAUGUUUUUUUUCCUAUCUUUAUAAGUAGGUAUCCAGGAUUCCCUCUUUCGACUUGCGCUCAAGAGAGAAGCAGAGAAAGAGAAGAAAAGAAAAGAAAAGCAAAAGCUUGCACACUUAAGUUUAAAACUUCCCUUUUCCUCUCUCUUCAUGUGGGACUUGCGUUUCUCCUUCAUCUUUCUCCAAAUUUAGUUUGCUGUUUUAGGUUUCGUGUUUUUGCUCUUUAGAUUCUUUCCAAGUCUUAGCUUACUAUCUUCAGCACCUACUGUAUUUCCCCUCCUUUUGCUAAGAAAAAACUUACAGAAGCUAAAAGCUUAGGGAAAUAUUAAUUAAAAGCUUAACGAGAAGGAGCAAAUCAUAGUAUACCCGAUGGUGAGAAUGGCUGCUCCAUUGUCAGGUUGGCCUUGGGAGAACUUGGGAAUCUUCAAGUAUCUGCUGUAUGGGCCUCUCCUUGCAAAAGUCAUAUAUUCGCAGAUUCAAGAGGAGGGCACCUUCAAGAUUGAUUGGUGUCUCCAUAUUCUCAUUAUUUGUGCUCUUAGAGAAAUGGUUCAUUCUUUUUGGGGCUCUUACGUUAACAUGCUUUUCCUCACAAGUAAUCGGCGGAUAAACCAACAAGGCUAUGAUUUCAAGCAGAUAGACAAUGAAUGGGAUUGGGAUAAUUUCAUACUUCUUCAAGCUUUAAUUGCAUCCUUGGCAUGUUAUACCUUCCCACCAUUCAUUGAUAAUGUUCCUCUAUGGAACACAAAAGGAUUGAUUACUGUUUUGGUACUUCAUGUGGGAAUUUCAGAACCUCUAUAUUAUUGGGUUCAUAGAAACUUCCAUGGAAGUUUUCUUUUUACCCAUUACCAUUCAAUCCACCAUUCAUCUACUGUACUCCAUCCCUUUACAGGUGCAACUGCAACAUUUUUAGAGCAUCUUGCAUUAACAACAAUUACUGGAAUUCCAAUAAUUGGGUCCUACAUGAUGGGUUUUGGAUCAAGAAUCAUGAUUUAUUGUUAUAUUUUGGCAUUUGAUUUCCUUAGAUGCUUGGGACAUUCAAAUGUUGAAAUUGUUCCUAAUCGAUUGUUUCAGAUCUUCCCCUUCGUUAGAUAUCUCCUCUAUACACCAUCAUACCACAGUCUGCACCAUACAGAGAUGGACACCAACUUCUGCCUCUUUAUGCCUGUAUUUGAUGCGAUAUGGAAGACUCUUAACACCAAUUCUUGGGAACUCCACAACCAAAUGAGUUCAAAUAUUGCAGGGAAAAAAGAGAGAGUGCCUGAUUUCGUGUUCUUAGCCCAUGUGGUGGAUGUUACAUCUUCAAUGCAUGCACCAUUUGUUAACAGGGCGAUUGCCUCAUUGCCAUACACGACCAACCCCGUGUUGCUGCCAUUCUGGCCGGUGGCUUUUAUGGUGACGCUAACCAUGUGGGCUAGGGCUAAGACCUUCCUAAUAUCCUUCUACAAUCUAAGAGGCAGAUUGCAUGCAACAUGGGCUGUGCCUAGGUUCGGCUUCCAGUAUUUCCUGCCAUUUGCUCAAGAGGGCAUUAACAAGCACAUAGAAGAAGCCAUUCUUAGAGCUGAUAGAGAUGGGGUCAAGGUCAUUAGUCUUGCUGCUCUGAAUAAGAAUGAAGCUCUCAAUGGUGGUGGAACACUAUUUGUGAACAAGCAUCCAAAUCUUAGAGUGAGAGUGGUCCAUGGAAAUACGUUAACUGCUGCAGUAAUUCUGAAUGAAAUCCCUGAGGAUGUGAAAGAAGUGUUUCUAACAGGAGCUACUUCUAAACUUGGAAGAGCCAUUGCCCUCUAUCUUUGCCAAAGGAGAGUAAGAGUCCUUAUGUUGACUCUAUCAACAGAAAGAUUCCAAAAAAUUCAGAAGGAAGCUACCUUGGAUUGCCAAAGCUAUCUAGUCCAAGUCACUAAAUACCAGGCAGCCAGAAAUUGCAAGACUUGGAUUGUUGGCAAGUGGAUCACACCUAGACAGCAAUGGUGGGCUCCUAAAGGAACACAUUUCCAUCAAUUUGUUGUCCCACCAAUACUGUCCUUUAGAAGAGAUUGCACUUAUGGCGAUCUUGCAGCCAUGAAACUUCCCGAUGAUGUUCAGGGGCUUGGAAGUUGUGAGUAUACAAUGGACAGAGGAGUGGUCCAUGCAUGCCAUGCAGGAGGAGUGGUUCACCUGCUAGAAGGUUGGGAUCACCAUGAAGUUGGUGCUAUAGAUGUGGACAGAAUUGAUCUAGUUUGGAAUGCUGCUUUGAAGCAUGGAUUAAAGCCUGUAUCAAGACUCACCAAAUAAAAAUUGAUCAAUGUAAAAUGAAGCAGAUUACUUGUAGAAAAAAAAAUUAAAGAAAAAAAACUCUUUUUUGUUCUUAAUUUGCAUAUGAUGGAACAAGAAUGAAAUGGUUGAUCAAUUAAGUUGAAAUUCAACAUUGUUAUCAUGUAUGUGCUUUUUUGUUUGAUUUAUACGUUAAAUGAAGAAAAGUUACCAUUUUAAUUUUAA
Messenger RNA from Hevea brasiliensis (rubber tree), 2633 nucleotides. RefSeq names its product very-long-chain aldehyde decarbonylase CER3. Gene Ontology annotation, molecular function: oxidoreductase activity; iron ion binding. The record is from RefSeq and is a predicted model, not a curated record. Bases 531 to 2429 code for a protein of 632 amino acids. Lineage: Eukaryota; Viridiplantae; Streptophyta; Magnoliopsida; Malpighiales; Euphorbiaceae. Gene Ontology annotation, biological process: lipid biosynthetic process. The transcript is spliced from 11 exons.